UGUUGCUCAAGAGUUGGAGAGGAUACUGUGCUUAGUUACUGUUGGAAUUUAAGGGAGAUUCCACAAGGUAUAGGAGAAAUACCGACACUGGAAUUGAUUGAAGUGGAUUCUAGUUUCGAGUCUCUCGGGGAGUCAGCAAAGCAGAUAGCUGAGGAUCAACAGAGCUAUGGAAAUAUUAUGAUCUUCAUGUUCGUGUCAAAAAAUAUGCUUUUUUCGAGACUUUGAGGGAGCGGUUGCUGCAGCAUCAGUUGCGGCAGGCAGGCGGAAGCUCUUGUUUAGACAUUCAAGUUAUGGCAGCUUAUGCCGCUCUUGCUUCCCUUGCUCAAACCACAGCUCUCAAUUCAAAUCACGCCAUAUCUCGCUUCUCUAUCGAUGCAAAUCACAAAAUUACAUCGAUCAAUGAGUAUGUCCUCAUCUUGCUUACCUUCCUCAAAGAUUAUCCAGAUAAAUCCAACCCUUGGGAAGACAAGCUGAGGGAUUUAGCUCGUGAAGCUGAAGAUAUCAUCGAACAUUUUACGUGGAAGCAAUCGUAUUAUGGAAGGAAGAAACUAUCAAGCUUGAAUUUUGAAGAAGCUCUCAGAGACGUAACGGAGAAAUUCCGGUUAUUUCUUGGAGAUGUGAUGGAUGAGCAAACUUUUUCUCCAUCUAUUUCCCUCUCAUCAUCAUCAGCAUCAAGAGUUGCAGCUACUGGCAACGGUGUGGCGAUUGGUUUGAAUGAAGAUGUGAUGGCGAUAAAGGAUCGGCUUUGUGGGCUUUCAUCCAAACUCGAAGUUGUGUCCAUUUUGGGGAUGGGUGGAAUCGGUAAGACCACUCUGGCUAGAACUGUUUAUGACGAUUCAGUGAUCAUGUAUCAUUUCGAUAUUCGUGUUUGGCUUACAAUAUCGCAAGAUUAUAGUGCACGGAAAGUUCUUUUAGGCCUUGCACAUUCCAUGAAAUUGAUUCAUGAACACAUGUCUGGGGAGAUGGUUGAUGUUUCAGUGUUGGCAGUGGAAGUGUAUAGACACUUGAAGGGUAGGAGGUAUCUCGUGGUAAUGGAUGAUGUGUGGAGCACAAAGGUUUGGGAUGAUGUAAGGAAUGUAUUUCCGGAUGAUGGUAAUGGAAGUCGAAUCAUGUUAACCACAAGGCUAGCGGAUGUAGCCGUUUAUCCUAACUCCUCUAGUGCUCCUCAUGAGAUGAGGUUCAUGAAUGAUUCUCAAAGUUGGGAUUUGCUCAAGGGAAAGGUGUUUGUAGACAGCAAUUGCCCACCUGAAUUGGAAGAAGUUGGGAAAAAGAUUGCAAGAAGUUGUGGGGGACUACCCCUUGCUGUUGUCCUGGUUGCUGGAUUCUUGUCUGGAGUUGAUAAGAAUCCAUCUUCUUGGGAUGAAAUUUCCACAAAUGUAUUAAAUCCAAUUGUUGGUCAGGAGUUGGAGGAGAUACUAUCUUUGAGUUACACUCACUUGUCUCAUCAUCUGAGGCCGUGUUUUCUGUUUAUGGCAAUGUUUCCUGAAGAUGAAAGUAUCAGUGCUUCAAGGCUUAUUAGAUUAUGGUUAGCUUCAGGCUUCUUGAAGCAUCAAAAUAGAGGUAAAAGCUUGGAAGAGGAGGCAGAGGAGUAUUUGGAGGAUCUAGUCAGAGAGAAAUCUUGUAAUUGUGACUAG
Messenger RNA from Salvia hispanica, 1634 nucleotides. Lineage: Eukaryota; Viridiplantae; Streptophyta; Magnoliopsida; Lamiales; Lamiaceae. The record is from RefSeq and is a predicted model, not a curated record.